CUGCUAUGGCUUCAUGGCUUGCAUUGGGGUCAUUUUGGGUAUUUGGAUGUGUUUUGGUCAAAAACCGAAAAAUAUUCUUAACUAUUAGCACCCUCAAAGCUAAUAAAUGCUAAUUUCACCGAUAGUCUGGUGAAUAAAGUGUUUCGCACUGCAUUGGGUAAGAAAAGUUUCAUAAAACCUUCAUACUUCUGGUGUUGAGUUGUACAAAACCACACUAUAAGAUGGAGGAUGGCAUGGACAUAGAGGAACAUGAUCUGUUGAACAACCCUACUGUGAGGAGCGUGUUUCCAGAUCUUGCCGUUCUCAAACAAGAAAUUAUUGAUUUUGAUACAAGUGAAGGUGUAGCACCAGAAACAUUUACAACGUCGCCGGAAGUAUCAAAGAUAAAUGAAAACAAAAAUCAACUACACAAUUUAACGGUCUACAAUGGGGAUCAUCCUACCGAGUGCUCCACUCAAGACCUGGAUGUGAAACCUGACCACCUGUGUACUGACAUGGAUGACACAAUAACUGUCAAGGGCAACAGUUUGACAGAAUUUGAUGAAGUUGAAACUGAAAUCAAGAAGGAAUCAGAGAAUGUUGUAGCAAAUGAAUUGCUAUUUUACAGGAACAGAAUUAUACUCGGCAAGAUACAAGUAGAUGAGUCUGACGAAGAACGAGAAAUUUAUGCACCAGCUGACUGUAAUAAUGUUGUAAACAACAAAACAAACAAUGAUCAAGAUUUGGCAGUGUCAAUAUACACUGAUGAAAAUAGAAGCAUGAGGAUAACUAAACAGUAUUAUGAAAUGGAAAAAUGUAUGCAAGCGAAAAUUAUUCUAACUAACUGUUAUACAACUCUAUUGAACCAUAACUGUUACUGUGCUCAGUGUGCAGUGUUGUUCCCCACCACUGAAGCGUAUAGUGAACAUUACACGAGCACACACACCGAGACCACUAAAUCAACCAAAGCCUCGGCUUCUCUAGUAAUACGUAAAAAAAUAAUGUACCCACGUGAGCAGGCAUUUGUUUGUGACACCUGCGAGAAAACAUUCAGCAAUAGAAGUAGCUUGAUACAGCACAUGUUAAUUCACACUGGCGACAAGCCAUUCGAGUGUGACAUUUGCACGAAAUCAUUCUACCGAAGAAGUCAUUUGAAGAGCCACAAGUUAAUUCACACUGGAGAAAAACCAUUUCAGUGUGAAACUUGCAAGAAAACAUUCAGAUAUAUAUCGGCUUUACAACAACACAAAUUAAUUCACGCUGGGGAAAAGCCCUUUCAGUGUGACAUUUGCAAGAAAUCCCUCAAUCACAGAAGUGCUAUAAAAAGGCACAAGUUAAUUCACACUGGCGAAAAGCCAUUCCAGUGUGACAUUUGCACGAAAACAUUUUACCUAAGAUGUCAUUUGAAGAGCCACAAUUUAAUUCACACUAGAGAAAAACCAUUUCAGUGUGAAACUUGCAAGAAAACAUUCAUAUAUAUAUUGGCUUUAAAAAAACACAAAUUAAUUCACACUGGUCAAAAGCCAUUCCAGUGUGACAUUUGCUCGAAAACAUUUCAACAAAUAAGUCAUUUGAAGGGCCACAAGUUAAUUCACACUGGAGAAAAACCAUUUCAGUGUGAAACUUGCAAGAAAACAUUCAGAUAUAUAUCGGCUUUAAAACAACACAAAUUAAUACACACUGGUGAAAAGCCAUUCCAGUGUGACAUUUGCUCUAAAACAUUUAAACAAAUAAGUCAUUUGAAGGGCCACAAGUUAACUCACACUGGAGAAAAGCCAUACAUGUGCGGUAAUUGCAAAAAAUCGUUUAGGCACAUUAGUACUUUGAAAAGCCACGAAUUGAUCCACACGGGAGAAAAGCCGUUCCAGUGUGACAUUUGCACGAAAUCAUUUAACCAUAGAAGUAAUCAUAAGAGGCAUAUGUUAACUCACACUGAAGCAAAACCUUUCCCGUGUGAAACAUGCAAUAAAAACUUUAAACAAAUAUCGGAUUUAAAACGACACAACACACUGGCGAAACACCAUUCCAGUGUGACAUUUGCACGAAAACAUUUGUAACCGUAGAGGUAAUCUAAACAGGCACAAGUUACGUCACACUGCAGCACAGCCAUAUCAUACUGAUGAGUCGGAAUAAAUGUGAGAUCCGGGAAACAUAGUACAUGACACGGCGUGAAACAGCGGGAUGUCAGUGAGUGUCAGUGGGGCGCGCUGCGGGCGAGGGCUCGGCCUCCGCCUGUCCCCUCACUGCAGGCAGCGCCGGCGACGCACAGGCCGCGUUGUCGACACGCUCUCCUACACCCACAUACAAGCGACUCCACCUA
Messenger RNA from Plutella xylostella (diamondback moth), 2299 nucleotides. Lineage: Eukaryota; Metazoa; Arthropoda; Insecta; Lepidoptera; Plutellidae. The record is from RefSeq and is a predicted model, not a curated record.